Messenger RNA from Staurois parvus, 333 nucleotides. The record is from the annotation of a GenBank genome assembly. NCBI's taxonomy places the organism in Eukaryota, Metazoa, Chordata, Amphibia, Anura, Ranidae.
GGUCAGAGACUGCAGACAUACUACAGGAGACGGUCAGAGACUGCAGACAUACUACAGGAGACGGUCAGAGACUGCAGACAUACUACAGGAGACGGUCAGAGACUGCAGACAUACUACAGGAGACGGUCAGAGACUGCAGACAUACUACAGGAGACGGUCAGAGACUGCAGACAUACUACAGGAGACGGUCAGAGACUGCAGACAUACUACAGGAGAUGGUCAGAGACUGCAGACAUACUACAGGAGAUGGUCAGAGACUGCAGACAUACUACAGGAGAGAGUCAGAGUAUGUGCCCAUGCUAUAGGAGUGAUAAAAAAACUGAAGAAAUGCUG